Messenger RNA from Salvelinus sp. IW2-2015, 6161 nucleotides. RefSeq names its product semaphorin-4G. NCBI's taxonomy places the organism in Eukaryota, Metazoa, Chordata, Actinopteri, Salmoniformes, Salmonidae. The transcript is spliced from 16 exons. Gene Ontology annotation, biological process: axon guidance; neural crest cell migration; negative chemotaxis. The coding region runs from base 471 to 3260 and encodes 929 amino acids. Gene Ontology annotation, cellular component: plasma membrane. The record is from RefSeq and is a predicted model, not a curated record. Gene Ontology annotation, molecular function: chemorepellent activity; semaphorin receptor binding.
GUUUGCUGUGGGUGAAAGUCCACUGUAGAUUACAAACACACCGCAUUGGGAUUUUUUUUUACACCGAACACCAUAUCCCGUCUCUUCAAGGAAUCCCCCCAUAAUUUCAGAUGGAACCUGCAGCAAGGAGAUGAGCCAGCUGGUUCAUGCUUCAGCACAAAGCGAGAGAGACUUCCAGUGUCUGUUGGCGUGUGUGUGCUAGAGAGUAUAUAUGUGUGUGUGUCUGCCGAGAGGAGAGAAGACUGCCUUCCAGCGKUGUGUGUGGGAGCGAUCGUGUUUCUUUGCUUGAGCUGGUGUGAGUGUGUGAGUUCUUUACUCUGAAUAGUAGGAGAAUGGCAGCUCGCUAGUGUGUGUUUAUGUGAAUGCAUGUGUAUGAGUGUUUGUUUUCCGAGUGAGUGUGUUGUGUUUCCUCCUCUCUGAGGAAUAGUAGGAGGGCAGCUCUCUCCCCCUGGCUGGGUGUGUGUGUGGAGAUGGCAGUGUGUGUGUGUGCUACCCUGCCCGCACUGCUCCUGCUCCUGAGCUACGGUGUGUGUGUGACGGUGGGAUACCCAUUCAGACCCCCCAUAGACCUGGACGUCACCCCCAGAAUCACCAUAACUACCAGAGGUCUGUUGGGCUGCAGACGUUUCCAGACCUCAGUAGUGAACUACAGUACACUGCUACUAGAGGAGGACAGGGGUCUUCUCUAUGUGGGGGCCCGUGGGGCCGCGUUCUCUCUCAACGCCACAGACAUCUCAGACAGCACAGCUCGCACUAUUGAAUGGGAAGCCUCGACAGAGCAAAAACAGCAGUGUCUGAGCAAAGGGAAAGACAAUAAGACAGAGUGUUAUAACCACAUCAGGUUUCUCCAGAGAUUUAACUCAACUCAUCUCUACAUGUGUGGGACUUACGCCUUCAGACCUCUCUGUGCAUACAUAGAUGAGGGGAGGUUUAAAGUGUCAUCUGAGUUUGAGGAGGGCCGAGAGAAGUGUCCAUAUGGACCUGCUACAGGCUACACUGGCCUCAUCGUAGACCAGCAGAUGUACACAGCAUCUCAGUAUGAGUUCCGCGGCUCUCCGGACGUCCGACGUAACUUCCCCUCCCCCACAGUGAGGACAGAGGAGGCACCCACACGCUGGUUAGAUGAGGCUGACUUUGUGGGCAGUGCCCUGGUGAGGGAGAGUGAGGGCAGUACCACUGGAGAUGACGAUAAAAUCUACUACUUCUUUACUGAGAAGAGCCAGGAGCAGACACCAUACUACAGCCACAUUAGAGUGGCACGGGUUGGACGAGUCUGUAAGGGAGACAGAGGAGGUCUUUUGACCCUCCAGAAGAGGUGGACAUCGUUCCUGAAGGCCAGACUGGUGUGUUCCCUGCCGGAAUAUGACUUCCACUUCAACGUGUUGAGGAGUGUGUACACGCUGUCGGGGGACACACCUCAUGACACGCUGUUCUACGGCGUCUUUGGUCUCGAGUGGAAGAACGUGAAGGCGUCGGCAGUGUGCCAGUUUUCUCUGUCUGAGCUCCAGCGGGUGUUUGAUGGGCCCUACAUAGAGAACCAGGACUCUGGAGCAAAAUGGAGCGAGUACACUGGCAAGGUCCCUGAACCACGACCUGGAUCAUGUAUAACAGACCAGUUGAGAUCCAGAGGUAUCAACUCCUCCACCUCCCUGCCAGACGACGUGUUGAACUUUGUGAGGAGACACCCUCUGAUGUCCCAGCAAGUCAUGUCUACAGAGCAGCGUCCCCUGUUGUUUAGGAGGACCACAGACUACACCCAGCUGGCGGCUCACAGGGUGGAGGGGCUGGACGGGCAGAACUACCAUGUAUUGUUCAUGGGCACAGACGAUGGCUGGCUGCACAGAGCUGUGGAGGUCAAGGGUCAUCUACACAUCAUAGAGGAGCUUCAGCUGUUUGACCAACCACAGCCUGUGGAUAGCCUGGUCAUCUCACACACACAGAUGAGUGUGUAUGUAGGUUCUCCCUCUGGUGUGGUCCAGCUGCCUCUCUCCACCUGUAGCAGGUACACCUCCUGUUACGACUGUGUCUUCUCCCGGGACCCUUACUGUGGCUGGGAUGGACAGGACUGUGUGGACAUCACAGCACAGACUGACAGGUCUAACCUGAGUCAGGACGUCCUGUAUGGAAACAGAGGAUGUGACAGCGACACAGCAGACGAGCUGGUCCAGCACCGGAGCCGGUCUGUGAUGGUGGGAGAUGACGUGCUGCUCCAGUGUGAACUCGGCUCCAACCUGGCAAUCCCAGUGUGGACUCUGGGSGGGUCAGAGCUGCAGGGCUACGGCCUGGACUCCGGCUUCAGAGUGGGAAACGAUGGCCUCCUGGUCAUUGAGUCCCGACCUGAGCAGAGCGGCGAGUACACCUGCCACGCCCUCGAGAACGGCAUCCGGAUCGCCGUGGUUACGUACUCUGUGACAGUUCGUUUAGACAUGCCCCAACCCCCUCCCCCGCUCAUGGACCCCACCAAGGAAGACUACUCCUACUACACCCCCUGGGACUCUGACUCAUCCACCCUUGACCCCCCUCCACCCAGCGCACCCCCCUCCUCAGAGAGACCCCUGCUACCCCCUCCCCCGGCCCAUCUCCCCCCCACCUCGGAGCUGCUCUCCCCCAGGAGCAUGGAGGCUAUGUACCUGUCCAUGAUCACCAUCCUGGGGGGUCUGUGUCUGGUUCUCACCGUCGUUCUCCUCUACGUGGGCUUCUGUCUUCGGGGCGGCCACAGGGGGAAGUACUCUCUCCGCGCUGCCGCCGCCGCCUCUGCCAAUCACACGGACAGGAAGAAAAAACACAGGAAGCAGAAUCAGAAACGCCACAGUAGCUCCGCCCACCUCGAGCUCAAGACCAUCUCCAGCCACUGUAAUGGGAACGGGAUCUGUAAUGGUAAUGGUGUCUCCAAACAACCGGGGGACGGUGACGCGCAUGAAGGGGGCUUCCUCCAGAUCGUCCCUGGGGAGGGCCAGUCGUCCCCCAACAAGGACCCCCCACCCCCUGCCCCUCCUCUCCCCCCGCCUCCUCAGACCCCCCACACCGCCCUCAACCAAUCAGAGUGUGACUUGCAAGACUUCCCCAGCCCCAACGGCCUAUCGGCGACGUUACCCAGCGUCUUGCGGAGGAUGCACGGUAACAGCUACGUGUUGUUAAGACAGAGUGACGCAGACAGCAGCUCUCCUCUCUGCUACUCCUUCACUGAGGAACUCAACAGGAUCCUAGAGAAGAGGAAACACACACAGCUGCUGCCCAAACCGGACGAGAGCUCUGUGUAGUAGAGGGAAUCUGUGUCUGGGAGGUAGCUCCCCCUGUGGUGGGAGGACUGAACUGGGACAUUAAUAUAGGCCAUUUAGCAGAUCCAAAGCGACUUACAUCAGUGAGUACAUACAUUUUGUAUUGGUGGCCCCAGCGACAAUUGAACCUAUGACUCGGUCAUUACAUGCUGAAGGGCCUGUUGUAAGGCUCUGACUUUAUCUCCUUCUCCACAUCAAGAACAGUAAUACUCAUCGGGAGGAACUUGAGAAACUGGCCCCAAACCGAGGGGUGUAGAGAUCAUUUGUGGAUGAUCCAUGCUGCUCACAGAGUAAAUGGGCUCUAGGCAAGUCUAUAUAACAGCUAGCCUGAACUGAAUUAUGAGAGAGGGAGAUAGCCUGCCAUUUGUCCUACUUAAAGGCCCAGUGCAGUCAAAAUGCUUUUUCCUGUCUUUUGUAUAAUAUUGUACAACAGUUGAUGAAACUAACACUGUAAAAGUGUGACUUUUUUUWAAAAUCAGUGUUAUUUCCUGAUAUUUGCUAGUUGGAAAUACAGUCGUCUAAUCAACCUGUUUGCAUUGGUGGGAGUUUCGGCUUGCCUGGUGACAUCACCAGGCAGUAAAUUAGUUAAUAGACCAAUAACAAAGAGAGUUUCUAACCUCUCUGCCAAUAACAGCUAGUUUUAAGUUUUCCCCUCCCCACACAGACCACUCCUAGACAGUCCUAAGAAAAGUCUUGCUUGAAAAAUGGUUAUUUGCUAAAAAGCAGUUUUUGUCCAUUUUAAGGUAAGGUACUUAAUUGUUACCUAGAAAUGGUCGCUUGCAUGUGUGUUGGAAUAACAACUAUGUUUCAAAAGAGGAGAUUUCUGCACAAUAUUCAACCUUCCUAGGAGCUAUUCUUGUAUCGCUUUCUCCUGUUUGACACCCAAAGCCAUGGGUUACAGUGAGGACUCGCAUAAGAUAAGCCUGCCUAGGAGAGACAGAGAGAACCUACCUCAACUCUGCAAAACUUAGCAGGCUAGAGCUAACCCAGCUCACGUCAAUACGGCUCAGUCUGGAUCAAUAAAAGACUAGCCCUGGGGGGGGUGAUUCAGGGAGCAGGCCUCAGAUCUCAGCCCCAGAAUAAGGUUCCUCGCUGGGCAGGACACAAGUGGCUGUGAAGUCUCAACACAGACCAUGGUAACAAGGAGGAAGAGGCUCAUGGGAAUAUGAAGUUGUUGUGAAUUGUGACAAUGGCCUUGAAUUGGCUUGUGUUUUAAAAUGGAGGCAGAUGUCCGAAGGAGGGACAAGAUGUGUUUUAACGAUGGUGUGCUCUACACCUUUUUAGCAGGUUUCAUAUUAGAACAUUGAGGGGAAAAGUGUAUUUCUUUUUAUUCUUAGAAUUUCUCGUUGUAAAUUAUCUUUAUUGAUUACAAUGGUAACACAAACUGUAAUAACCACAUUCAAGUAUUAUUAUUAACAUAUAGCAACGUUUAACCCAAGACAGAGAGAGUAUCCAAUGAAAAUACCCUUUGAACAUUAUAUUUGUGAAAGGAAAUAUGACAGUAUUAACCGUUUUUAUGCACUUUCAAUGCCAUUUGCUUCAGACAUUCCUUGGUUAUUAUGUACUCAAAUCAAUGGACACUACAAGCACAUCAGGACUAUGGGAGAUUCAACAUCACACCCUGUCAAGAGACCACACCAUCAACUGAGUUGGAGCUAAUGGAUUAGCAGCACCGCUACACUACUGACUCUCUUUCUCCUAACCAACUCCAACUAAUGUGUCUGAACUGGGGUUGGCAAAAUUCCCAGUUCUGAACUCUACCAUGACAUCACAGCUCAGCCACAGAGGAUCAGACAUCACUUCCGGUUCAUGGCCAUAACAACUUAUAGGCUACACACCUGAGACCUGAGAGAUGCUAUCUAGUUUGGGGCCUGUCUGUUUCAAAUAGAUCUUGCUCCAGCAAUUCUCAAAUAUGGUGUGAUGUCUGGUACCGGGACAUGAAGAUCUUGCCAACUGGGAAUAGUGUAGCUUCAAAAUGUCAGGAUAACGUCACCGUUUGGAAUCAAAAACAGCUCCAGUGCAAUUGGAAGACAGCAAUUAUAAUCCGGAGUGAGUGAGGAAAAAGUCAAAUCCUCCCUUCUACAACCAGUUCACUGCUCUAUCCCAUCUUAACCUGAGAACUGGAGUUGACAUGGAUACCUCAGUAAGUAAUAUAGGUCAUGGUACAGUACAACUACUCUCUGCAACCUAACCUGUGCUGUUCACCACAAGAUACAGGAGCAAACUGGGGAAAGUGGCAUUUAAUGGUCCUGGUCUUCACCUCAAACUACUCUGCCCUCUCUAUAGCCCUCUCUGUAAAGAUGACAAACCAUCACAACAUGGAUGCUUACUAAUAGGAUGGGGGACCAUCAUAAACUGUUGUCAGAUUUUAAAAGGACUGCACUAUUAGUGCCACUAUGUUCUUUGAAGAUAAACAUUUAGAAGGGGAAAAAAGCAUUUAUAUUGUGAUUUUGUACCAAGUUGCUCUUCUAUUGCCGUUGUUGUUUUAAAGCCAUUUGUAAGAGGCUCUGAUGUGGGUCUCAGUCCAUUAGUGUUGCACAAGUAGUCUAAUAACACUGUUGAACAGGGGUCUCCAACUCUGGUCCUGGAGAUCUAUGAGUGGUGCAGGCUUUUGUUCCAGCCCAGCGCCAACACAGCUGAUGCAACUUAUUAUGGUCCAGAGUCGGCCUGAAAACUAUGAUGAAUUGAUUUUGUUUAGUAGGUAUGUUCGUGAUGGAUUGAAGCAAAACCCUGCACAUCCAGAUGCUCUCCAGGGCCAGGGUUUGGGGAAACCUGUUGUAGAAGCAUGGUAGGUUAGCCAACAGCAUGAUGAACAGAAUAUACCACCAUAGCUAUAAGGCUUAAAUUCCAAAAUAAUAAAAUGUGACCGAUGAUGAGACUGUU